AAUGAGCAUAUACACACGUCACAAUAACUAAUCAUGUGACGAGCACGGAUGUGCAUGCACUCGUAUCCAAGUCUUUGAUGAAAAAAAUGUAGAUUUUGGAAUUUCAUUGGUGGUAAAUGUGUUUUCAACAAUGUAUUUUUGGGCAGUUGUGAGGAGUAGAUGCAUGUGAAAUCAGAGUGACUCUUUGUAGAUUUCUAUUUAUGUACUAAGAUGAAAAGAAAACAGAAAAUUGUAAGGAAUGAGGCACACAUAGUUGUUUAGUAGAAUCCAAAAGUUUAGUUUGGUUCGUCUCUAGGAGUUGAGACUAAUUGGAUGAGGAGCAUUAGGCCACACAAAUUUUUGCCUGAGGAUUGAGUUGCCACUUGGCAAAGAGAGUGAUCACUCGUUGCUCUAUCCUAGGAUGAUAACUUUCCUUGGGCUAACCUUUUGACACGUGUUGUUAAUCCAUGCCCUGAGGAUUCGGCUGGCGUAUUCCGCCGGAGCUUGUCUAUAUAGAUUGUUUGCUGUGUGAGUUUGAUUUUGCACUUUGGUCCACUGUUAUCCAAUACCAUCCUAAAUCUCCAACCAUGUCAGCCUUUGUUGGCAAAUAUGCUGAGGAGCUUAUAAAGAAUGCCAAGUACAUUGCCACCCCAGGGAAGGGCAUAUUGGCAGCAGAUGAGAGCACGGGCACCAUUGGCAAGCGUCUAUCCAGCAUCAAUGUCGAGAACAUUGAGUCCAACCGCCAAGCACUCCGUGAACUUCUCUUCACCUCCCCCAAUGCCCUAACCUACCUCUCAGGUGUCAUUCUCUUCGAGGAGACCUUGUACCAGAAGACCACUGAUGGCAAACCCUUCGUCGAAGUCCUCCAGGAAAACAAUGUCAUUCCAGGUAUCAAAGUUGACAAGGGUACCGUUGAGUUAGCUGGAACAAAUGGAGAAACUACGACUCAGGGCUUUGACUCUCUGGGAGCUAGGUGCGCACAGUACUACAAGGCCGGUGCCCGGUUUGCCAAGUGGCGCGCCGUGCUCAAGAUUGGACCCACUGAGCCCUCUGAAUUAUCUAUUCAGCAGAAUGCACAGGGGUUGGCUCGCUAUGCCAUCAUCUGCCAGGAGAAUGGACUGGUGCCAAUUGUCGAGCCAGAGAUUUUGACUGAUGGGGACCAUGACAUCAAGAAAAAUGCAGCUGUCACUGAAACUGUGCUUGCAGCAGUUUACAAGGCUCUCAAUGAGCAUCAUGUUCUUCUUGAAGGCACACUCCUUAAGCCCAACAUGGUCACACCAGGCUCUGACAGCCCAAAGGUUACACCCGAGGUGAUUGCUGAGUACACAGUGACUGCACUGCGCCGGACAGUCCCAGCAGCAGUGCCCGGGAUUGUGUUUCUGUCCGGAGGACAGAGUGAGGAGGAGGCAACGCUGAAUCUGGAUGCAAUGAACAAGUUGGAUGUGUUGAAGCCAUGGACUCUUUCGUUCUCGUUUGGGCGAGCUUUGCAAGCAAGCACACUUAAGACUUGGGGUGGGAAGAAGGAGAAUGUUGGGAAAGCUCAGGAGACAUUCUUGACAAGGUGCAAGGCUAACUCAGACGCCACUCUUGGAAAGUACGGUGGAGGAAGUGCUGAUGGAUUGGCUUCUGAGAGUUUGUUUGUUAAGGGAUACAAGUACUAGUUGUAGUACUAGACCUUUGACUAUAUGGGGGUUUGGGAGUGGGACUUAUAUAUCAAUUGUAAAAUUGUAUUUAAUUUUGUCCAAAAAAAACAACUAAAACUU
Prunus dulcis (almond) is the source of this 1742-nucleotide messenger RNA. Its product is annotated as fructose-bisphosphate aldolase, cytoplasmic isozyme 1. The record is from RefSeq and is a predicted model, not a curated record. The transcript is spliced from 4 exons. Gene Ontology annotation, biological process: glycolytic process; fructose 1,6-bisphosphate metabolic process. NCBI's taxonomy places the organism in Eukaryota, Viridiplantae, Streptophyta, Magnoliopsida, Rosales, Rosaceae. The coding region runs from base 567 to 1640 and encodes 357 amino acids. Gene Ontology annotation, cellular component: cytosol. Gene Ontology annotation, molecular function: fructose-bisphosphate aldolase activity.